Molecule: messenger RNA, 456 nt
Organism: Didymosphaeria variabile
Lineage: Eukaryota; Fungi; Ascomycota; Dothideomycetes; Pleosporales; Didymosphaeriaceae
Gene: RPL25
Product: 60S ribosomal protein L25
Exons: 4
Coding region: 1-456 (151 amino acids)
Biological process (GO): ribosomal large subunit assembly; translation
Cellular component (GO): cytosolic large ribosomal subunit; ribosome
Molecular function (GO): structural constituent of ribosome
Source: RefSeq, a predicted model, not a curated record
AUGCCUCCCAAAGGAUCCAAGGCCUCCAAGCCCAGCAAGCAGGCUAACGCCGCUGCUAAAGCUGCUCUCAAGGGAGUCAACUCGCACAAGGUCCGCAAGGUGCGCAAGAGCACCAGCUUCCACCGCCCCAAGACCCUCGAGCUCUCCCGCGCUCCUAAGUACCCCCGCAAGUCUAUCCCUCACCAACCUCGCCUCGAUGCUGGCAAGAUCCUUAUCCACCCGCUCAACACCGAGUCCGCCAUGAAGAAGAUCGAGGAGAACAACACUCUCGUCUUCAUCGUCGACAUUAAGGCCAACAAGCGCCAGAUCGCCGCCGCCCUCAAGAAGCAGUACGAUGUCACCACCAUUAAGAUCAACACCCUCAUCCGACCGGACGGCUCAAAGAAGGCUUUCGCGCGGUUGACCCCCGAUGUCGAUGCCCUCGACAUUGCCGCCACCAAGCUCGCCAUCGUCUAA